UUUGGCCCCAGGGCAGGAGCCGGGCUUAGGGCAUUGUCUGGAGUAGCCCAUCCCAGAAGAUCCAGCUUAUCUCUGCCUGACGACCCGAGAUGGGACAUUUCCUCCCUGGCCCCACUCCCGCCCGGAGGACAAAGCAGGAGCAUUCCCGGCUCUGUCACCUCCCUCGGAGAACCAGGGACUCUGCCUUCUGCGCUGAACUGGGAGCUGUGGUCCCACACCAGUGCCGUGGGUUCUGGGCUGAACUAGUGCCAGAGCAGUGCUGUGGGAUCUGGGCUGAACUGGGUGCUGAGGUCCCACACCAGUACCGCGAGGUCAGGGCUGAACUGGGAGCUGUGGUCCCACACCAGUGCAGAGGGUUUGGGCUGAACUGGGAGCACUGGUCCCACACCAGUGCCGUGGUGUCUGGGCUGGACUGGGAGCUGUGGUCCCACACCAGUGCCAUGGGAGGUCUGGGAUGGACUGCGAGCUGAGGUCCCAGAUCAGUGUAGAGGUUCUGAGCUGAACUGGGAUCUGUGAUCCCAAGCCAGUACCGUGGGGACAGGGCUGAACUGGGAGCUGUGGUCCCAGAUCAGUGCCAUGGGGGUACUGGGCUGAACUGGGAGCUGUGGUCCCGCACCAGUGCAGAGGAAUCUGGGAUGGACUGGGAUCUGUGAUCCCAAGCCAGUACCGUGGGGGUACUGGGCUGAACUGGGAGCUGUGGUCCCACAACGGUGUAGGAGGAUCUGGGAUGGUCUGGGAGCACUGGUCUUGCACCAGUGGGGUCAGUGCUGAACUGGGAUCUGCGGUCCCAGACCAGUGCAGGUGCUCUGGGCUGAACUGGGAGCACUGGUCCCACAGCAGUACCCCCGCGGGGGGUCGGACCCCGGGCAGUUCCCCGUGCGGGGCGAGGUCCCCCCGGGCGCCGCCGCCCCCGCCCCGUUCCCCCGAGCACAAAAGGCGCCGCGGGGCCGGGACCGCGGCGGAGUGGAGUGGGACCGGAGAGGUGAGCGCGGGGAUGGACGCAGCCGGACCGAGCCGAAGCCACACGAACAGAGCCGAAUGGAACCAACCCGACCGAAGCCGAGUGGAGCCGAGCCGAACCGAGAGGAUCCGAACUGAACCGAGCCGAGCGGCCCCGAACCGGCCCGGGCGGAGCCGAGCGGCCCCGAGUCAAACCGAGCCGAGCAGCCGAGCGUCGACGAGCGGACCCGAGAGAACCCGAGCGGCCCCGAACCGACCCGAGCGGACCCGAGCGGAGCCGAGUGUGGUCGAGCGGCCCCGAACCGACCCGAGCCGAGCCGAGCGGAGCCGAGUGUGGUCGAGCGGCCUCGAACCGACCCGAGCGGCCCCGAGUGCGGCCGAGCGGGGCCGCCCCGCCCCGAGCGGAGCCGAGCGGGCCGCGGGCUGCGGGGCUGCCCCUCCCGCCGCAGCCAACCAGCCGGGCCGGGAGGCGCCAUGUGACCCGGGCAGCCCAGACAAAGGGCCGGGACGCCCGGCGGACCGCGCCGCGGAGUCCCUCGGAUCGGAGCGGAUCGGUUCGGCCCGCCGCGGUGGCCAGCCUGCAUGGGCGGAGAAGAAAGCGAAGGUGAUCGCCGUGAUGAAUGUGGUGGAGGAGACGCCGCCGGCCGAGCCGCAGAAGGAGGAGGAGGCCAGUCCCCCUGCCUCGCAGCAGCCCACCGACCCAGCCUCGCCCAACGUGGCCACCACACCUGAGCCUGCGGUGGCCGAUGCGGGUGACAAGAACGCUUCCAAGUCUGCCGACGAUGAGCCCGAGUACGAGGAUGGACGUGGCUUUGGCAUCGGUGAGCUGGUGUGGGGCAAGCUGCGUGGCUUCUCCUGGUGGCCUGGGCGCAUCGUCUCCUGGUGGAUGACGGGACGGAGCCGGGCGGCUGAGGGCACCCGCUGGGUGAUGUGGUUUGGCGAUGGCAAGUUCUCAGUGGUCUGUGUGGAGAAGCUCCUGCCUCUCAGCUCCUUCGCCAGCGCCUUCCACCAGGCCACCUACAACAAGCAGCCCAUGUACCGCAAAGCCAUCUAUGAGGUGCUGCAGGUGGCAAGCAGCAGAGCUGGGAAGAUCUUCCCGGCAUGUCCUGAGAAUGACGAGACGGACACCUCCAAGGUAGUGGAGAUCCAGAACAAGCAGAUGAUCGAGUGGGCUCUGGGUGGCUUCCAGCCCUCUGGCCCCAAGGGGCUGGAACCCCCCGAAGAGGAGCGAAAUCCCUACAAAGAAGUUUACACGGAGAUGUGGGUAGAGCCUGAAGCAGCUGCCUACGCACCACCCCCACCCGCCAAAAAACCCAGGAAAAGCACAACAGAGAAGCCCAAGGUCAAGGAAAUCAUCGAUGAGCGCACACGAGAGCGACUUGUCUACGAGGUCCGGCAGAAAUGCCGGAACAUCGAAGACAUCUGCAUCUCCUGCGGGAGCCUCAACGUCACCCUGGAGCACCCUCUCUUCAUUGGAGGAAUGUGCCAAAACUGCAAGAACUGCUUCUUGGAGUGUGCCUACCAGUAUGACGAUGACGGCUACCAGUCCUACUGCACCAUCUGCUGUGGCGGCCGCGAGGUGCUCAUGUGCGGCAACAACAACUGCUGCAGGUGCUUCUGCGUGGAGUGCGUGGACCUGCUGGUGGGCCCUGGGGCGGCCCAGGCAGCCAUCAAGGAGGACCCCUGGAACUGCUACAUGUGUGGCCACAAGGGUGUCUACGGGCUGCUCCGGCGGCGGGAGGACUGGCCCUCACGCCUCCAGAUGUUCUUUGCCAACAACCACGACCAGGAGUUUGACCCGCCGAAGGUUUACCCACCGGUGCCGGCCGAGAAGAGGAAGCCCAUCCGUGUGCUCUCACUCUUUGACGGCAUUGCCACAGGCCUGCUGGUGCUGAAGGACCUGGGCAUUCAGGUGGAUCGCUACAUCGCCUCCGAGGUGUGUGAGGACUCCAUUACUGUGGGCAUGGUGAGGCACCAGGGCAAGAUCAUGUACGUCGGGGACGUCCGCAAUGUCACCCAGAAACACAUACAGGAAUGGGGCCCCUUUGACCUGGUGAUUGGGGGGAGCCCUUGCAAUGACCUCUCCAUCGUCAAUCCGGCCAGGAAGGGGCUCUAUGAGGGCACUGGGCGGCUCUUCUUCGAGUUCUACCGCCUGCUCCAUGAAGCCCGGCCCAAGGAGGGCGACGACCGGCCCUUCUUCUGGCUCUUUGAGAAUGUGGUGGCCAUGGGGGUGAGUGACAAGAGGGACAUCUCCCGCUUCCUGGAGUCCAACCCUGUCAUGAUUGAUGCCAAAGAAGUGUCUGCAGCGCACAGGGCACGGUACUUCUGGGGUAACCUUCCCGGGAUGAACAGGCCACUGGCGUCCACAGUCAAUGAUAAGCUGGAGCUGCAGGAGUGCCUGGAGCACGGCAGGAUAGCAAAGUUCAGCAAAGUGCGAACCAUCACCACUCGCUCCAACUCCAUCAAGCAAGGCAAGGACCAGCAUUUCCCUGUCUUCAUGAACGAGAAGGAGGAUAUCCUGUGGUGCACGGAGAUGGAGAGGGUCUUUGGCUUCCCGGUGCAUUACACAGACGUGUCCAACAUGAGCCGCCUGGCCCGGCAGAGACUGCUCGGCAGAUCCUGGAGCGUGCCGGUGAUCCGCCACCUCUUUGCUCCCCUGAAGGAAUACUUUGCCUGCGUUUAAAGAGAGACAAGACAGGAACUAGUGACACGGAGUGAGUCAGAAACAAACCCAUCCACGCCAAGAGAAGUGAAAACAUGGAAUGAGAGAAGAGUCAGCACCCAGAAGAGAGACAGGAUUUCACAGCCUGACGGGAACCCGGCACACGUCUCCCCGAGCAAAAGGGUUCGGUGUCCUCUCCUGAAUUUCCAAUGUUCAGCUUUUAGCCUAUUGAAAACAAAAAAAAAAAAAAACCACACAAAAAAACCCAACAAAACCUAAAUGAAACAAACAAAAAAAAAGCAAACAAAAAAAAACCCAAAACCAAUUUGAGGGGGGGAGUAACCUUUUAAUUUUCCGCUCUUUUCUGGCUGGGUUUUUCUGUUGGUUUGGUUCCUGCUUCUCAGAGCGAGCGGGCGAGAUGUGACGCCAGUCGCCAGCUCUGCUCUCGGAGGAGGGGAAACUGCAGUGGGAAACCCUAGCCGGGAGAGAGGCGGGAGGCGAAGGAUAUCAAACUUAAACCCGCUCCGUCUGCGCCACCGAGCUCGCAGCUCGCCCGGCUGCCGGCCCCAGCGAGCUUGGGGAGGGGGGAGCGCGAAGCGGCAGGGAGAUGCUCGGCCGGCUCCGCAACGCCCAGCGACUGAGCCUCACUCUUUUUAUUCCACCAGCACCGUUUCACUGGUGAUUAUGGAGCCAACAUAACUGGCAGGGAAGCCGAGAACACACACACCACAACACACACCUUUUCUACAGUAUUUUGGGUGCCUACCACACAGGAAACCUUGAAGAAAGCAAAUUCAGAAGCCGCUGUUACCUCGUGUUUACAGUUUAUAUAUAUAUGAUAGAUAUGAGAUAUAGAUAUAUAUAUAUAUAAAAGGUACUGUUACUACUGUACAACCUGAAUUCAUAAUGGUGCUUUUAAACAGCGGGGUGAGUCGAGACAUCAGCUUCCAUGUUGCCUUACGUGCCGGGCCUUUUUCCGAGCGAGCGGCGCGGGAGUUGGGCCGGGGCAGCGGCCGGGCGGGAAGCGUCUCCAUCCCGAGUCCAUGCAAUAACCUUUUUUUCUGUCCUAAACAAAACAAAAAAGGAAAGUGCGCCUCCCUCGGCGGUGAUGGUGACCGCCCUUGCCCGAUUCCUGCCCGCGCUGCCUGUCCUCCUGCCCUGCGACGCGCACAAACGUACUGGUGCUCUUCUGUGUACGUGGCGUUCCCGGCGUCGCCGGUGCUGGUUGGUGUCCCCCGCUUCCCCGGUCCGGUAGCAGCCGCGUGGUGCUCCCAGGACGGCAUGGGGCACGGGUGCUGUGAAUCAGGCUCUUGCCAAAAGCUGUGGUGGUGCUGAGCCGGCAGGAGCUCGGGUAAGGAGCUGAGCGCAGGACGGAGCGUGGCUGGGAUGCUUCUGGCAUGGGAUAGGGAUGGCUGCGGGUUCCUGGACCCUGGUGCUACAUCUGCGGGGCCGGGUUUGUUGGUAGGAGAGCGAUGCCCUGGUGAACCGGGAUGGGACCCCGGUACUGCCUGCGGCCUUGUGCACCAGGCAGCUCAGAGCAUCACACUGUUGUUCUGGUGUUGUUUCAGAGCAAGUGUCCCCCGUGCCGGGACACUGUGCCUGUAAGGUGCACAGUGAUGCCGCGGGAGCAGCAGUGUUGGUGCAAAGGGCAGACAGCCCUGGCUGUAGGGGUCUAGGGGCUGCGUUGGCGGUGCAGAGGGGAGCCGUGGUGCAGGCAGGAUGCGGGCAGGUGCUGGCAUUGCUGUGGAUGGUGCUACUUGUCUGGCAGCUGUGGGUGCCAUGGGAAGUCGGUGCCAGCCGGCUUGGCACAGGUGCCCACCAGGGUGGCCGGAUCCUGUGCCUGGUGCUGGAGCAGAGGGGCUCUGGCAGGGGCAGGGAGUGGUGCUACGGUGCGGGGGCAGCCCCGUUGCCAUCUCUUCUCUAACUGUGAAAGGUGCUGGGGGGUCUGCGUCUAAGCAAGGGGCCGCUGGCCGCUCGGUGCGGGGUGCUGGCUAUUUGGCAGCGAGCUGUGCCGGUGGCCCCAGGGUGCUGAGAGGUGCUGGGACCGAUGGCAGCGAGGGGUGGGUGGGGGCCCUGGGCCCCCUCACCUCCUCACCGUGCCUGGUGCUACGAGUGGUGUUCAGAGGCCCCUCUGUUGGUGCAGGCGGCGUGGGGAACUGAGCCAGCAUGGGGCAGCGGUGGUGGGGGCACCGCGGUGCCCAGUUUUGCUGAGUGGGAAAGGAGGCAGAGCAGGAUGUGGACCCCUGAGUGCUGAGCUGUGGCUGUGGGUUCCGGCUUGGCCCCGGGGCCGGGUCCCACACACCUCGGCAGCACCGGGGCGAGUCUGGUGUGGGGCUGCUGCACCGGGUGCAAAUCCUCCAUGGCCCUGCAGCAUUGCAUGUGGGUCCUGCAGGGCCCUGCAGCAAAGCAUGCGGUUCUUGCACAGCCCUGCAGCACUGCUUGCUGGUGCUGCAUGGCUCUGCCACACCGGCUGCUGUGGAUUCUGCACCACCCUGCGGCACUGCCUGCAGGUCCUGCAUGGCUCCACAGUACCAGUGCGAGUGCAGCUGGCAAGGUUUGCGCAGCCUUGCAGCACUGCAUGCAUGUGCCCUGCAUGGUGCUGCAGCACCAGGUGCAAGUCUUGUGUGGCUUUGCCGUGCUGGAUGCGGGUCCUGCAUGGUCUGCAGCACUGGGUGCAAGUGCUGUAUGACCCUGCAUUGCUGGGUGCUGGUCCUGCAGCGCUGGGUGCUGAUCCUCUGUGGCCUGCAGUGCUGGGUGCUGGUCCUGCAUGGCCUGCAGCACUGGGUGCACCAAGUGCUACACAGCCCUGCAGCUCUGGGUGCUAGUGCUGCGCAGUCCUGCAGUUCUGGGUGCUAGUGCUGCGCAGUCCUGCAGCGUCAUUUGCAAACUCCACACAGCCCUGCAGCGCUGGGUGCAAAUCCUGCAUGACCCUGCGGUGCCAGAUCUGAAUUGUGCUGGGCUUGGCAGCUCCAGGUGCAAAUCCUGCACAGCCCUGCAGCUCUAGGUCCAAAUCCUCCCUGGCCCUGCAGCAGGGUUUGGGGAUCCCAGCGGGUUCUGCCACGCUGCACCAGCCUGGCACAGCCCUGCAGCAGGGUUUUGAGGGUCCCGGCAGGCUCUGCCAUGCCACACUGGCCUGGUACUGCCUUGCAGCUGCAUUUGGGAUCCUGGCAUGACCCUGCAGCUGGGUUUGGAGAUCCUGGCAGGCUCUGCCAUGCCGCACCAGGCUGGCACAGCCCUGCAGCUGAGUUUGGGGAUCCCAGUGCAACCCUGCAACCAGGUUUGGGGAUCUCAGCGCAGCUGGGUUUGGGGAUCCCAGCUUAGCCCUGCAGCUGGGUCUGGGAUCCCGGUGGGCUCUGCCGUGGCGCAUCAGCCCAGCACAGCCCCGCAGCGCUUCCCUGGGAUCCCCCUCGUCCCCUGGCUCUGCCGCACGGCUGCCAGCCCAGUGUGGCAUCGCUGCUGCUCCUGUACCUGCUCCGGGCUCCUGCAGCCGGGACGCCUGUGCCGGUACUGGAGCCGGUGCCAAGCGGGAAGCAGAUUCCCGUUGUGGCCCAACUGGAAAGGCCUGGUGGCAGCCAUGCUGCAGCUGCCGGUGCUGGUGGGGACGGUGGGGAAAGGGAUUCAGUUUUUUAACGUACCCGACUCACAUCUUUUUUUAAAACGCAAAACCAGGCAAAUUUUGUUGCACAGCCCGAGACGAACCAGUAAAAAAAACGACGACAACAACAAAAAUAGCCUAAAUUCCUUAAGAUCCGCCGAGGGAGUAGGUGACAAAACACGGUGCUAAAACAUUUUAUUAAAAAUAUAUAUUGUUAAAUUAAGUCUGCUGUCUGGACAAUGACUGUUUGUUUUGUUUUCUCGUAGUGGAGUUUCACAGAGCACUAUUAUUUUACUCUUAUAUAUUAUUAUGAAAAACAAAAAAAAAAAGAUGGAAAAAUGACAAAAAAAAAAAGGCAUUUUAACUUUGUACUUGAAAACUAAAAGGAGAGAUUUCAUGUGUUUUAGCCUAGGCAUUGAAGUAGCUGACGCUUAACUAUUUGUGGGGAAUCAUGUACUCAUCCCAAGGAAUAACCACGUAGAGUUCAGUGCCCUCCCUCCUCUCCUAUGAUUUGGCUCAAACCCGCGCCCGCCAACAUUCCCGGCCUCCCCGGCUGCUCUUCCCUCCCUUCUUUCCCCCUCUUUUUGAUUUUACUCUCUCGGUUCGUUCCUUCUGGUUGGUUUUUUUGUUUUUGUUUUUGUUUUUUUUUUUCUUCUUCUCCCUGUCGGUUUGGUUUAUUUUUUAGGGUCGCUUCUCUAUUUAUUGCCGCUGAAUACUGUGCAUUUCACCGUAUGGUUCUGGCCCGCGGGGCUCGCCCGGCACUGUUGUAUCUGUGUAAGUAUUGCUCGUGACAUAGCUGUUCUGAACUAAUUAAAGGUCAAUGCGUGCAGCCGAUGUAGAAAGUCUGUCCGUUCCGCUUCCAUCCCAUCCUCCUCUUUUUUCU
This is a messenger RNA of Cuculus canorus (common cuckoo), 8100 nucleotides long. It is a transcript of the gene DNMT3A, whose product is annotated as DNA methyltransferase 3 alpha. Gene Ontology annotation, biological process: negative regulation of DNA-templated transcription. Gene Ontology annotation, cellular component: cytoplasm; nucleus. The transcript is spliced from 18 exons. NCBI's taxonomy places the organism in Eukaryota, Metazoa, Chordata, Aves, Cuculiformes, Cuculidae. Gene Ontology annotation, molecular function: DNA (cytosine-5-)-methyltransferase activity. The record is from RefSeq and is a predicted model, not a curated record. The coding region runs from base 728 to 3643 and encodes 971 amino acids.